Messenger RNA from Limulus polyphemus (Atlantic horseshoe crab), 2112 nucleotides. RefSeq names its product HAUS augmin-like complex subunit 5. The transcript is spliced from 18 exons. Gene Ontology annotation, cellular component: centrosome; HAUS complex. Gene Ontology annotation, biological process: centrosome cycle; spindle assembly. Lineage: Eukaryota; Metazoa; Arthropoda; Merostomata; Xiphosura; Limulidae. Bases 56 to 2101 code for a protein of 681 amino acids. The record is from RefSeq and is a predicted model, not a curated record.
UCUAAAUGGUGCUGAAUUUUUUCUCCAGCGAUCCGUUAAUAUUGGUCUAAGGAUCAUGCUUGAUCUAGCAGGAUUACUUCACAAAUGGGCAGUGGAAGAAAUGGGUUUUCGACUGAUGGGGCAACAUGCUGGGGGUAGAAUGCCCGAUCCAAGUGAUCUUCAAGAGCUGUGUCGAGGCCGAAAUGCUGAAAUUUGGAAUUAUGUUUUAAGACAUGUCUGGUCUCAGCAAACUAUAAGGCAGGUGAAAGGAAACAUUAUGCUAAAACAUGCUCGACUCAAGCAAACACUAACAUUUGAAGAAGAAAAGUUACAAGAGCAUGCUGUGGAUGAUCGAAGUAAACUAGAGUCGGAAAGGUUUCUCCUGAUGCAAGAGUUGUUGAAAGCUGAAGCAAAAAAACAACAUUUAGAAAAGUCAUUGGACCAUCUUCUUAAAGAUAUGAUGAAUUCAGAUAGAAGAGUGACAACUGCUCGAGACAAAGUUAAGGAACUUCAACAAACUUUGGUACUGGGAGAACUGUUUUCAGUUUCUGCUGUAGAGAAAUCCCAGGGUUUUCUUCAGCUUAGAAACCAGCUUGAUUUUAUUUUGACAGCACUGAAAGAGUCAUCAAGGGUAGACUGUAAGGAACUGUACUUGUGUCACAGUAUGCAAGAGCCACAUGAAGGCUUAGAAUCUGGCCUAGAAACUACUACUUCUAAUGAACUACGGGAAAUAACAGAAGCUAUAGAGAAGUUUCUUCAUAAACUCAGCGUAGGAGAUUUUACAAAUGACAGGGUUCUUCUACAUUCAGUGAAAAAGGAUUUGUGGCAGAGUGUAAAGAAAUUAGUAAAACAUCACCCAAAACAUAGAUUGCUUAGCAAUCUCAUUGCUCAUGCACAGGAGGCAAUUGUUUCUGUGAAGCAUCUCAUUGAAGAUGUCGAUGUCUUAAAGGAUGCUAGGAAAUUGAAAUACCAGCAGAGUGGUGUGGUCACUAGGAAGGAUGUUAAAAAUAGUUAUAACCUUCAUCAGACUGUGGGGCAGUUGCUUGAGACUGGUAGGGAAGCUCACAUACAAGGAUUUAUAGAGACUGAACGUCACCAACAAAAUAUAGCCAAGCUAGAGAAGCAGGUUUUAAAUCUAGAGAAAACUGUGGAUUCAAAGCUGAUGAAUACUAAAUAUGCUUGGGGAUCUGAAGAUGUACAUCAAACAAAAUUGUUAAUCCAGACUGAAGCUGAGUUGGCAGCAAAGAAAGAAUAUUUAUCAGCUGUUAAGAAGUCUGUCUCAGAACUUCAGUCUAAAGCUGUAGAGCUAAGUCAGAAGAAAGAAGAACUAAUGAUAAAGUUUGUACAGAUUCAGAGUUUUCAGAAGACUGUGGAAACAAAACAACAGCUGAUUAAGUUGCUGCUGAAACAAAGCUUAGAAGCUGAAAAUAGAAGUCAGAAACAACAGAAACAGAUUCAAGAGUUUAUAGAAGACACCCUUUUUACUGGAAAACCUUUGAUUGAAGAAAAAGUAAACCAACUUGAUGGGUGGGUAGGAAAAGAAAUGAAUCUGUUUCAGUCUCUUACUCUACCUCGUCUUUUAACCAUUUCUUUACAAAAUUCCCAGAGAGUACCAAUGGUUGACUUGGCAAUUAACAGGUUCUACCAUGAAGUUGGACACUGCAGCCACCAGGAUAUGAAACGUGUAAUGACUGCUCUUGAUUGCCCUACAUUUUUGGGCACAGAUUUACUUUUAAAGAAAGCCAUUUUACUGAAAAGUGUAAUAGCUAAAAAAAAGGCAAAAUGUGAUAGUCAGAUUUUCUUGCUAGAAAAAAUGAACAAAAUGAAACCCCAGAAAGGUUCAUCAGAUUACAUAAUGUCUGAUGUAGCUCAGCAAGUUGAAGCGAAGGAUAAGAAGUUGAUUGAGAAACUGCUUCCUGUUGUACUGGCUCGAAUCAUUGCUGCCAAUAGUGGAAUAUCAGAGUGUUCUAGAAUUCAGGAGAGAUUGCAUGACUGGUGGGAGCAACCAGGUCAAUUUGCUCUUCCCAAUAACAUGGUGGAAGGAAGAAGUCUUCAGCAGUGGUUACGCUUAUGGACUGUGGCGGCAUCUAAACUAAACAAGGUGUCUUGUAGUAAACGGUAACUUGUGAACCA